AUGGCUGACAAAAUAUCUUUUGAUUUUAAAACAGCUAUUAAUUUACUUCCUAUCAUGAAUGGUCAAAAAUACGUCACCAAACAAUUAAUCGAUGGUAUAGAUAUGUAUAAUUAUAAACUUGACGAAGCGUCAAAAAAAUCGUUGAUAGUUUUUGUCUUAAAAACGAGACUAUCACUUAGCGCUAAGCUGCGAUUAAGCUACGCUGCUGUUGAUUCAUUGCUUAGUGACAUGAGAAAAUAUUUACUACAGAAAAAGUCUGCAGUUGCCUUACAAAAUGUUAAGCAGAGUCAUAGGUCAAUUGAGGCGUUUGGUAAUCUAUUAGAAGAUAUUUUUUCUAAUUUCACUCGCGUUAUACGAGCGCGCCGCGCACAUUUGCGUCGCAACAAGGUCACGGUCUCAAGCGCGGUCAAGCUGCGUCCGCUCGUGCUCAGCUUAGCGCUGGCCCUGGCCGGCUCCAGCCGCCCGGCGCGCCACUGCGCCGGCGGCCCCGCCGAGAGCGUGGGCCCCGCCACCGCGCACGCCCCGGGUUCACCAUGUGUACUGUGA
Parnassius apollo (apollo) is the source of this 546-nucleotide messenger RNA. Lineage: Eukaryota; Metazoa; Arthropoda; Insecta; Lepidoptera; Papilionidae. The record is from the annotation of a GenBank genome assembly.